This is a messenger RNA of Nicotiana attenuata, 2769 nucleotides long. RefSeq names its product telomere repeat-binding protein 5-like. The record is from RefSeq and is a predicted model, not a curated record. The transcript has 10 exons. Lineage: Eukaryota; Viridiplantae; Streptophyta; Magnoliopsida; Solanales; Solanaceae. The coding region runs from base 419 to 2437 and encodes 672 amino acids.
AACGUUUUUAUCGAUGAGCAGUUGAUCCGAAAGUUGUUCCACGUGGCAGCAUGUAAGGCCAACCUGGCAGGGAGGAUAUGGGCCCACCAGUUGUCGAGUAACCGGGUCUUAAGGUAGUUUCUGAGACAGAAACCUGGUACUGGCAGUGCAUCUACGGGGCUUUUACCGUUAGCGCCAGUAACUUGUAUAAAGAAGUGGGGGUUUAAGACAUACAUGCCGGUGGUUUAUUUCUCAGGGUUUUUCUUUGGCCAUGUACAACAAACAAAACAUUGGAUGGUUCAUCAUUACAGGGGCUCUUCUUUGUUAGACUAUGUGGUGCAGUUGACCACAGGAGUUGUGUAGCAUGAAGUUUUUAUACUGUAAAAAUACUACUGUUUUUUUGUGUUCGCUGGAUAUUUCUUGGGAUGGUUUCUGAGAUAUGGUGUUGCAGAAGAGGUUAGACUAUGGAUUCAAUGGCUAUCAGGUGCCUCCUAUACCUCGAGCUACCAGAUCGGCUAGGAGAAGGGGCAUUAUUAGGAGGAAAGCUAAUGGCGAUGGAACAUGUCCCUUUGACUUGUUAGCUACUGUAGCUGGCAAGUUAUUGGGGGAGGGAGAGAGCUCGCCUGAUUCUACGGGUUCUGCUAGAGGGAAGGAGCAAAAUGCAAUUGUGAAAGAUGAGAAGAUAAAAGAAAAAUCUUAUGCUGAAGGUUGUUAUGAGCGGGGGUUCUUCAUUUCUGAGCUUGUCUCACAAGCUCCAGUUGUAAAUCGUUCUUUAAGUGAACUGCCACAUGCUCAAAAUGAUACCAUCUCUGGACCUGCAUCUGUCACUAUGAGUUCUGAUUGCUCAGAGAAGUUCCCCUUUGCUAAACAAUUUGUAAAUGGUGAAAGCAGGGAGGAGGAACAUGGAGUCUUUUCAAGUUGUACAUUAGACACAGAAAGUGAUAAACAGAUUAAAAUUGAGCUGUCAAAUAAUGCUAAAGUUUCUACAAGUAAGGGGGCUGCAAUUUCCAGUUCAGAGUUCCCUGAUGUUUGGGAUAAGAAACCUUCAACACUACUUGUUACUUCAGAUGAUAGUGUAAAAUUAUCUUUGUCUCCGUAUCCUGCUCCUUGUAGGUCCUUUCCGGUGAUCCGGAAUGAUGUAAAGUUAGAUAAUAGAGAUGAUGACGAAAACUCUGGGUGCACUCAACCAAGCACCCCAAAUAAGGCCUCUGGGUCAGCACCACGUGUACGAGAUCGCCCAAUUAAGAAGUUACUAGCUUCCAAAUAUUGGGAAGAAAAUCUAAAAUCUGACAAUGAGGGGCAUGCCAAUACUGGUGGGAAAACAAUGCAUGCUUGCCACAAUAGAAACAGUGCCUACAAGCACCAAAGGUCUCAGAGGGAUUUUCCUUUCAAGAAAAGAAAGCUCUUCAAAUGUGGCUCCUUCUCUAAUUCUGAUGGAGAGAUGAGUACCGAUGGAAUUUGUAGUUCUCCAACAAGUGACUUACAUGGAAAUGCUUCCGGUUAUAGUAAAGCAUCUUCGGGAGGCGGUACAGCAGCUGGGACGUCAGUCUUCAAUGGAGGUCGUGCAUCCUUCAAGCCUAGUGAUUCCUGUGUUAAGUUUAGAAUCAAAUCCUUCAGGGUUCCUGAGCUUUUUGUCGAGAUUCCAGAAAAUGCAACUGUUGGUUCUUUAAAGGGGACCGUAAUGGAAGCAGUGACUGCUAUACUUGGUGGUGGACUACGUAUUGGUGUGGUUUUUCAGGGUAAGAAGGUUAGAGAUGAUAACAAAACCUUAUUGCAGACUGGAAUUUCUCAUGAUUACAAGCUUGAUGCUCUGGGCUUUUCACUGGAGCCCAAUCCCAUUCAAGCUUCUCCACCUCUUGGUCCAGAUUGUCGUUCUUGUGUCCUUCCUUGUGAUACACCUCAACCACUAACAAGGUGCCUAUCUCCUGCUAUUACUGGCAUUCAGCAGGGGAGAUCUGAUGAUCAUACAGGAACAAGUUUGAGUAAUUUUGUUGAAAGUGAUCGUGAUUCUGCUCCAUCUCCUCAUUAUGCGGCAUUGGAGAAAAUUUCUGCAAAUUCAAGAGCAUUGGUUCCAGUAACUGCGGUAAAUGCAGAAGCCUUGGCCGUAGUUCCAUUACGGAAGCCCAAGCGAUCUGAGGCCACACAGCGUCGAAUCCGUAGACCUUUUUCUGUUGCAGAAGUUGAAGCACUUGUUCAAGCUGUUGAGAAGCUUGGAACAGGAAGAUGGCGUGAUGUGAAACUGCGAGCUUUUGAUAAUGCCAAACAUAGAACUUAUGUCGAUUUGAAGGAUAAAUGGAAAACUCUGGUGCACACAGCAAGAAUAUCUCCUCAGCAAAGGAGAGGCGAGCCCGUGCCACAGGAGCUCUUGGACAGAGUCCUCACUGCCCAUGCUUACUGGUCCCAACAGCAAGCCAAGCAACAGAUGAAACAGCCAUCGGACACUUACCUUCUGCUCUAGGAUCACGUCGUGGAAAUGGCUGCACGACGGGGGACUGAAAAAGAGGUUUCCUUAUUUUUUGUCACUGUAAAAUAUCUUAUGUUUAAAAAGUAUUACCAGGGAAAGUUAAUUAGUUAGUACUACAUAUAGUUCCUUGCAUGGAGGGGUUGGAAGCUGGCUCUUUGUAAAUGUUUGAUAGAAUAAAGUGCUUUGCUAACAGAAAUUUUUUCCUGCCAAGAUUUUGGCAUUAAAUGCUUCUUUCCUUGGAAAGAAAUUCUAUCUGGGGUAAGGGUAUUGUACUUAUGUACUUAACUCGUUCAAUAGAAAAGGCAAAAGGGAAAUGUUUUGUUCCC